AUGCUGCGGGAUUCUGAUAUAGAUUCCCUGAACGGGCAUCUAGCGUCCUUAUCACGAGAGCAACAGAAGCAACAUGACAACCUGCAAGACCUUCUCGCUCAGUUUAAGAGCUUGCUAGACGACUACAGCUCACUCAAAAGUGACUAUGAAGAGGUUAAAGAAGGCCGGGAGAAAUACAAACGACAAGCCCGUGGCCAGGACCGUAACCCUUUCGUCCUUGUCCUCGUAGAUGGAGAUGGGUAUCUGUUCAAAGAGCAUUUCCUGAAGAACGGCAGCGAAGGCGGCAUUAAGGCAGCCCGCGAGCUUAGUGACUCCGUCAAGGAACUUAUGCAUUCGACCAUGGGAAUGCAAGCAGAGCAGUGUCGCAUCAUGGUUCGUGUCUAUGCGAACGUUCUCGGUUUGUCGAAGGCGUUAGCUCGCGCUGGACUUAUGGGCCACGAAGCUCGAUCAAUGUCACCAUUUACCUCUUCCUUUACCCGUGCCCAAGAGCUCUUCGAUUACGUUGAUGCUGCAGAGAAGAAGGAAGGCAGCGACUUCAAAAUCCGAGAAAUGUUCCGUCUCUUUGUGGACCUCAACCAAUGCCGACAUAUUUAUUUCGCCGGCUGCCACGACACUGGAUACGGCUCUCUGCUGACGCCCUAUAGAGGCAGAGGUGACCGUAUCACCCUCAUCAAAGCCGCUGGUUUCCAUCGUGAAUUUGAGGCUCUAGAUCUGCCUAUCAGAGAAUUGCCUUCGGUCUUCAUGUCUACACCCCUAGCUAACAGCAAGCCGCCAACAGGCCCGGCUGCGGCCUCGGUUGCGAAAUUCAAUGGUGGAAACGGCAUACACCAUAUUUCUAAUGGCUCGAAUGGUGCAAAUGCACUUAAGCCCGUCUGCAAGCACUUCCAAAAGGGUAUCUGCAAGUUUGGCAACGGUUGCAAUAAACAACAUGUCAUGCCGAACCAAUCACUGAAUCACCCGCCGUCGUCUAAACACUCAGGUGAUUCACCUAAACUGCUAUGGUCUUCUCCCACAGUUGUGGGUCGCUCCGAAGAUUUUCUAAGAUCGAUGCUCCCUCUGCCGAGCAUCAAAACGGAGGAGUUCAUUCCAGUUAAUAAAGAUGGAGAGCGUAUCGACCCAUACUAUCCUCACCCGUCACCCGAAGCUUUCGAGGAAUACCACGCUCGGGCGAAGGAACACAAGGUCUGCAAUAGCUACCAUCUAUCUGGAGAAUGCGGUGACAUGAGCUGUCUCUAUGACCAUAGCGAUGUCUCUAAUGUGAUCGUUGAUGUUCUGCGGUACAUGCUCCUCCAACACCCCUGCACCCGGGCCGGGGCUUGUCGGUCAAUCAAAUGCUACAUGGGUCACCUAUGCCAGAAGCCCGGAUGCAAGGCCGUGAAGAGCUGGCAAUGUCGAUUCAAUCACAAUGCUCAUACACUUGACCUCCAAACUGCACGAUGGGACGUGCCAAGUGACCAGAGCGAGAUUGACCAAUGGUCGGUCAGCGACGUCUCUAUUGGGAGACGAUCAUCACCUCCUCUCUCAUUCUAG
Molecule: messenger RNA, 1530 nt
Organism: Penicillium paradoxum
Lineage: Eukaryota; Fungi; Ascomycota; Eurotiomycetes; Eurotiales; Aspergillaceae
Product: Zinc finger CCCH-type
Exons: 5
Coding region: 1-1530 (509 amino acids)
Molecular function (GO): metal ion binding
Source: RefSeq, a predicted model, not a curated record